Messenger RNA from Phycomyces blakesleeanus NRRL 1555(-), 795 nucleotides. RefSeq lists its product as hypothetical. The coding region runs from base 1 to 795 and encodes 264 amino acids. Gene Ontology annotation, molecular function: protein binding. The record is from RefSeq and is a predicted model, not a curated record. NCBI's taxonomy places the organism in Eukaryota, Fungi, Mucoromycota, Mucoromycetes, Mucorales, Phycomycetaceae. The transcript is spliced from 4 exons.
AUGUAUGUGUCAAAGUACUUACUCUUAUUCUUGCUCUUCUUCUUGACCUUGGUUCUUUGUUCUAGCAUGGCUAACAUUAUCGAUAUCAAUAAGCGUGGCGGUGCCUAUCUCCGUAUCUUGUCACAGGAUACGCCUGAAGGAACUAAAGGACCAGCAUUUGUGGACCGAGAGUUUGAAAAUAUCGACCAUAUUAUUAUAGGAUCGGGCACUACAAAAGAGGUCGAAGGCGAAUAUGUAACGAUACCUGGAGUUACCGUUAGUGAAUUCCACGCCCGGAUUUUUUUCUUAAAUGGAUCGAUGUAUAUUCAUGAUGUCGGGUCUCAGUAUGGGACUUUUUUAAACGGUCGGCGACUAAGUUUAUCAUACCAUAGAUCCUCGACACAUCUUAUCAUAAACGGCGACAAACUUCAAUUUGGUAGAAAGAUGGCAGAUGCGAAACAAAAUACAAUCAUUGGGACCAAUGCAAUAGUCGAGCUAAAGACUUAUGUGAAGCUCAAUAAAUUUGAGUUCCAGACUUAUUGUGAAUUAAGGAAAAUCUCGCCUCCUUCUGAAGCCCAAACAUUACAGUCAUUGAUGUCAGAUUGUGCUAUAUGUCUCAAUGCUAUUGCACCCCUUCAAUCACUAUUUGUAGCGCCCUGCUCUCACUCAUUCCACUUUUCCUGUUCAAAACCACUCCUGGACACGUACCCCGAAUUCGAAUGUCCUGUUUGUCGUAUAUGUACCGAUGUCCGUGUAUACACAUCUUCAGAUGUCAAUACUCUCGCAAAUAAUUUUAAAAUGACCAAUAUUAACUAA